Molecule: messenger RNA, 2589 nt
Organism: Blastocystis hominis
Lineage: Eukaryota; Bigyra; Opalinata; Blastocystidae
Exons: 11
Coding region: 1-2589 (862 amino acids)
Biological process (GO): double-strand break repair via homologous recombination; DNA replication
Cellular component (GO): nucleus; MCM complex
Molecular function (GO): ATP binding; single-stranded DNA binding; single-stranded DNA helicase activity
Source: RefSeq, a predicted model, not a curated record
AUGGAUAUUUCACUUCGUGAAGCACAGGAAACGAUUUUCAAUAUCAUUCAAGGAGAAGAGCAGCGAUCUUUGCUUUCUAUUAAGGAACUUUGUCACUGCCGUUUUUACGAUCUCCCCCCAGUUCCAGAAUUCCACAAGCCUAGUGUUGGCAUGAUUCGCAGUGAUGAUUUGGGUCGAUUGGUUCAAUUCAGCGGUACUGUGAUCCGUACUGGGAUGAUCAAGAUGUUGGAGGCAGAGAAGGAAUACGAGUGUCAGAAUCCUCGCUGUCGCUGUCGAUUUAAAGUGAAAGCGGAUAUCGAGCAAGGCGGCAUCAUGGAGGUUCCUACUCGCUGUCCAUCGAACCAAAACGCGGGGAAGUGUAAAUCUGUGCAGUUCAAACCGAUCGAAGGCAGCGUGGUGUGUUGCGAUUACGAAGAGAUUCUCGUGCAGGAGCGAAUCCAGAUGCUCGAAGUGGGCACCAUGCCUCGUUCCAUCACGAUCAUUCUAUUAAACGACCUGGUUGAUUGCUGCAAAGCUGGAGAUGAUAUAGUGAUCACGGGAAUCGUGCGACAGCGCUGGAAGCCGCUGACACGCGACCAGAAAUGCGAAGUGUUUAUGAUCGUUGUGGGCUUGUCGGUGCGAUUGGUGGGCGAUAAGGACAAUGAUCGGUUUUUGACGGAUGAGAUGAUUCAGAAGUUCCAGAAAUACUGGGAAUACUAUUACACGAUCCAGAAACGCCCGUUUCUGGGCCGAAACAUCCUGGUGAGCAGUUUCUGUCCCUCCCUCUACGGCCUCUACCUCGUGAAGCUCAGCAUGCUGCUCAUCCUCAUCGGCGGCGUCUCCGAUCGGUCCUCCGAGAAGAAUCCGGUGCGCGGCCAGAGCCACAUCCUCAUCGUCGGCGACAGUUCCACGGGGAAGAGCCAGCUCCUUCUCUUCGCGAACCGCGUGGCGAUUCGGAGCGUGAUGACGACGGGAUUGGGCACGACGAGCGCGGGCCUGACGUGCUCCGCGGUGAAGGACAGCGGAGAAUGGAUGCUGGAGGGAGGAGCGUUGGUGCUGGGCGAUCGCGGCGUGUGCUGCAUCGACGACUUCAAUUCGAUCCGCGAACACGACCGAGCGACCAUCCACGAAGCAAUGGAGCAGCAGCGACUCUCGGUGGCGAAGGCCGGGAUUGUGACCACGCUCAAUACGCGAACCGUGGUUAUCGCGACGUGCAACCCGCGGGGAAAGUACGACGUCUCGCAGGAUUUGUCGGUGAACACGUCGAUCGCCUCGCCGCUGCUGAGCCGAUUCGAUUUGAUUCUGCUGCUGCUGGACAAUUCGAACAAGAGCUGGGACAACAGCGCGGUGAACUACAUUCUGAACAUGAACGUGAACGCGCAGUCGUCGCUGACGAGCAGCUAUUCCGCGCGGUAUCAAUCCGCGUUGUGGUCGGUCGAGGAGCUGAAGGGCUACGUGCUCUUCGUCCAGCGCCAAUUCCAGCCGCGUCUCUCCUCGUCUGCGCAGAAGAUCCUCACGCAUUACUACCAGUACGUGCGUGGGCACAACAACAGCGUCGCGCAGGCCACCGUGCGGCUGCUGGAGUCGCUGAUCCGCUUGGCGCAGGCGCACGCGCGGCUGAUGAUGCGAAGCCGCGUGGAGACGAUGGACGCGGUGGUGGUCGUGCUGCUGAUGGAGGCGUCGGUGCUGGGGACGGGACUGCUGGGUAGGAGCGAGGCGUGGCUGCGAGGUAGACAUCAACAACCUGCUGUACGUGGACUUCCCGACGGACUGCGAGGCGGAGUACGCGAAUCUGGAGAGCUUUGUGCUGUCGAAGCUGGGGUUGGAGUGGGGAUUGGACGGCGGAGUGAGCGGCAGAGACGAGAUUCCGCCCACCGAUUUCGCUGCGAUGGGAGUCUCCGAGUUGGCUCAGCGAGGCGAGGGGGAGAAGGCCGGGGAAGCGGGGAGGGAGGGCGUGGGCGAUGCUCUCUUCUCGCAGAGCGGAUCGCCCGCAAAGCCCAGCGCGGGCAAUGCCGAGUUGCUUUUCCCGACCCCCACAAAGGAAGCAAAGGAACCAAAGGAACCAAAGGAAUCUUCGAAUUCGAUGGAACCAAAGGAAUCUUCGAAUUCGAUGGAACCAAAGGAAUCUUCGAAUUCGAUGGAACCAAAGGAACCUUCGAAUUCGAUGGAACCUUGCCCGCCUUUGUCGAACUUCCAAAGACGAAACGCUUCGUUGCCGGUGUCUCCCCACAAACCCACUCCCCCUUCCUCCCUCCCCCCGGUUUCCCCGGUUUCCCCGGUUUCCCCGAAGCCCUCAGCCCCGGUGGCGUCCUCCGUGCCCGGCGAAAUCCCUUCCAUCCCCGCGGGGAACGCCCUGGAAGGCGCGCUGAACGACGAAGAUUUGCUGCAGCUGCUGGAAAUCGAAGAGCAAAAGGCGGCGGAGGGGAAGGCGGCGCUGAGCAACGAGGUGGAUCAGAUCUUUGCCUCCAUGGAGAACGAGGCGAGCGGGGAAAACGCGGGCGGCGCGGCGGAGGGCGGAGGGAAAGCGGUGGAAAGCAGUCUGCGCGAAGAGCAGUUCCGACUGUCGCAGGAGGUGUCGGGGCACUGGAGCGAGCUCAGUCAGCUCAAUAA